This is a messenger RNA of Drosophila mojavensis, 2861 nucleotides long. RefSeq names its product BTB/POZ domain-containing protein 17 (gene Tango10). Lineage: Eukaryota; Metazoa; Arthropoda; Insecta; Diptera; Drosophilidae. The coding region runs from base 216 to 1979 and encodes 587 amino acids. The transcript is spliced from 4 exons. Gene Ontology annotation, molecular function: protein binding. The record is from RefSeq and is a predicted model, not a curated record.
AUAGUGCAAUUAAAACGGUCACACGGCACUGUCACACAAACGCAAUUUGUUGUUUUAUAUUGCUUGAAACUGAGAUUCACCAAUUGGGCAUGUCCUGCGAGACGAACACAAACUUUCAGCAAGAGUUGUCAAACCAAUUGAACCUGGGCUAGUAACGGAGCUUGUGUCAGCUUGUGUUUACCAUGAGGUAAACAGAAGCGAGUGCAAAGAUUUUUAUGAACGCAAAUAGUAACGGUGUGGCCGCCUCUGGUGGAGCUGCUGCCUGUGGUGGCGGUGGUGGUGGAGUUGCAGCAGCAGCAGCAGCCGCUGGUGUUGCUGGCGCUGCUGCGGCAGCUGGUGGUGCAGCAGCCGCUGCGGCUGCUCCUGCUGUUGCAGCGGCUGCAGCUGGUGCGGGCGCUAGUCCAGCUGCUGCAGAGCCCAACAGUGGUACCAAUGGAUCCCCUGCAGCAGCGGCAGCAGCUGCAGCCACCAAUGGCACAGAGGGCAGCACAGCCCUCAACGAUGACCAGGAUGCCAAGCGGCGCAAGUGCCUGGAAACAGACGAAGCUCAAGAUGGAGCGAGCACCCAGAUGAUUGACCCGAACAGCGUGCUCAAUAAGAUCGCCCACAUGUAUGCGGAACAGCUGAUGUCGGACAUUGUUCUGCUGGUGGAUGGCAAGGAGUAUCCGGCGCACCGCGUCAUACUUUGUGCGAGCAGCGAUGUCUUUCAGGUGAUGCUGAUGAACCCACAGUGGAACGAGUGCAGUAAGCACGUGAUUGAGCUGCAUGAGGAAGCCUGCUGCUCGGCCGUGUUUCCACAGUUCAUCAAGUAUCUGUAUGUGGGCCAGAUCGAGGUGACACUGCAGACGGUGAUGCCAAUGCUGGCGUUGUCCGACAAGUACAAUGUGCGGGAUCUCAUCGAGCUGUGCAUCGGCUAUAUGACGAAGCAUGUGGCCAAGGCGGCGACCAAUGGCUUCCUGGUCUCCUGGCUGCAGUAUACGCUCUCGUUUACGCCCACGCACAAUGAUCUCACCGAAACGCUGAAGCGUUUCCUCAAAAACAAUUUGGAACUGGUGGCCGAGUCCAAGGACUUUGUGGAAAUGGAUCCGGCUAUCCUGCAGUUGCUGCUGCAGCAGAACGACAUCGUUGUCACCAGCGAGUACAAACUGUUUAGCAUCCUGCAGACGUGGCUGCUGCAUCGCCGUAAGCUAAUCGAAGCCCAGCCGGGCCUCAGCGCCGAGAAGAAGGCCAGCAACUUCAUGGAGCUAAUCGAGCAAACUGUCAUGCACAUACGCUUCGCCAUGAUGACGCCCCGAGAGCUUUCACUCGUCGUUCCGUUCAUGGAAUAUCACAAGAAAUUUCUGAUCGAUCGCAUCGCCAUCGGCCUGAGCUAUCAGUCCGGGCAGGAAGAUCGCGUGCGCGAGGUUCGCGCAACUGAAGGCGGCCAACUGCAAUUCACUCCGCGUCUCUACUGGAACGACACGUGGAGCCUUGGCAUCAAAGUGCACAACUUCGACAAGAUCGAGGACUACAAAAACUAUGUCACCUGCUUCUUUUCGCAACGACACAUUGCGGAGACCAAGGACGACGGCUGCAUGAUCUGGGAAAUCGAGUUCUUUCCGCGUGGCGUCAAGUACAACAAGGCCAAAAUGGUCUGGGGCGAGGACGUGCCCGGCUAUGCGAUCAACACGGUGCGGCUGCGAGUUACGUGCCAGCUGAAAAAUAUUGGCGAGGAACGCUUCAAGGUUGCCGUGCUGAUUGUUGGCGUGCAGAACAAGAUUGAGCACAUACGCACCGUGGUGCAUCGCACGGAAUACUUUUCGGAUAAUGCGCGCGUCAUCAAUUUGGAUAAUCUGCUGCCCUUCGACGAACUGGAGCAGACCUCCCGCAACUUGAGUCCACACUUGACGGGCAGUCAGCGCAAUACGCUCUCCCUGCACGUUGUCAUAACGCCAAUGGAUGCGCACACCUGCCGUGAUGCGCCUCCAUUUCAAUUUUGAGCCAAUCAACCAAUGAAAAUAGACUUCGCGAUGAACAUCUACCAAUUCCUUGGAAUGAAAUGCAGAAGAUUGCAGACUGCGGACAAUGGCGCUUGGCUUUAUGCACUAGCAUAAAGCUGAGAUCUCUCUCUCUCUCUCUCUCUCUCUCUCUCACUCGCUUCAUUUCUAUUUUGAGUUAAUCAACACACACACGCACACAUUUACAAAAUAGAGAAAGCAUAAUAGUAGCCGCCCAGCCCCUGGUUGAUCCUAGUCGUUGGAAGCUUUUAGCUUCGAUCUGCUCGAAUUGUGUGCAUACACCUAGCUCUAUGUUUAACUGUACAUAUAUAUGUAUAUAUAUAGACAGUAUAUAUAUAUAUAUACGUAUAUAUAGAUAUAUAUAUAUAUAUAUAUAUAUAAAUAUAUAUAUCUUCCAAAUAGUUUUAAAUCCAUUGUAUAAAUGAAAACCAUUUGAAGCGCAGCUUUUCGUAGCACAUCGAUGCGUCAUAUAUCUACUUUUUCUGCUGUAAAAAUUCCAGCUUAAACAUGGUAUAUAUAUGUAUAUGCAUAUAUCUGUAUAUUUAACUUUCAAGUAACGGUCUAUGGGCGUGUCUCUUCUGCAAUAUUUUCUGUUUUCGUUUUUUAUAAAUUCCCUAAUUUGUAUCAUAGUUUUUAUGUUAUUUUAAUUAUAUUCAUUAAUUUGAAUUCAAUUUAAACUUAAGCGUUUAGCUAAAAGGGCCAUUUAUUUAAUGUUUUUGUAGUUGGCUUUUUACCUUCUUCAACUUAUUUUUCUGUUUUAGACCAAAAUACAAAUAUAUUUACUGAUCGCAAUGCCAAGAAACAUUGCAACUAGACUAUGGAAAGGAUAAAUUUCUAAUAAACGUUGAUUUGUAUAGAAACGAA